AUGUCGAUUGGAAGAAUUCCUGAGUUUGACCUACAUAAGGACGAUUGGAGGUCAUACGUCGACCGCCUCGAACAAUAUUUUGUUGUCAACAAAAUUUCGGAGGAUUUACAAGUUCCGACGUUAAUUACCGUGAUGGGAGCCGAGUGUUACGAACUGUUAGUGAAUUUAUGUACUCCAACCAAACCAAAAGAUAAAUCUUUUUUGGAAAUCACAAACAUUCUAGAAAAACAUCUCCAACCAAAACCAAGUACCCUCGCAGAAAGAUAUAAAUUCCGGCAUAGGAAACAAAAAAGUUGUGAAACAAUAGCGGAGUAUGCAGCAAUAUUGAAGAGGAUGUCGAAAUCUUGUGAAUUUGGUCAAUGGUUGGAAGAAAGUUUAAGAGAUCAGCUGGUGUGCGGUAUUCUAAGUGAAACUAUAAGGCAACGACUAUUCGCAGAAGGCACGUUGGAAUAUGGGAAAGCGUAUAGCUUGGCAGUGAACAUGGAGGCGGCGGAGAAGGAUGCAGCGGCUGUGGAAGGAUACGGGCAAGGUGAAUCGUCGGGCAGCUCGAGCACGGCUGAGUGCCAGGCGAUGGCAGCGACUCGACGUGGCAACGGACGCGGUCGGCCAGGGAGGACGGCACCUACGGCAUCGAGGUGGCAGCGGCAGCAAGGAAAAGCAGCGGACGGAGCACAACAAUGUGCUGCGUGCGGUGGACCCCAUGGCGGCACGAAGUGUCGGUUCGCGGCAUAUGUGUGCAGAGUAUGUAAUCGUAAGGGGCAUCUACGUCGGAUGUGCCCAAACCUGACGACGUACCAUCACGUAGACAUCGGAACACCUAAAGUGGUCGAAUCGGACGAGACGGACAGUGACGAGGUAAGAAUAUUUGAUAUAAAAAAAUUGUCCAUAGAAGAGUGUACACCGCUAUGUAUUUCAAUCAACGUUCACGGAAAAGAUAUUGACAUGGAGUGUGACACGGGUAGCGCCGUAUCUUGUAUAAGUUACAAAUUUUAUAAACAUAAUUUUAGUGAUUUACCUAUCAGCAAAUGUAAUGUUUUACUUAGAUAUUACACAGGUGAAAUAGUUCGUCCGGUGGGGGUGGCUACGCCACUAGUGAGGUAUAAAAAUACACAAAAAAAAUUAAAUUUGUUCAUAAUCAGAGAUGGUAAAACCGUUCUUUUGGGUCGACAGUGGUUAGCCGAACUUAAAAUUCAACUACCAGUGUUUCAGUAUCACGAUGUAAACAAUGUUAAUUAUAAGGAUUUUGACGAAAGUAAUUUUAUGUAUAGAUUCAGUGAAGUAUUUGCGGAUGGGCUUGGACGGUUCAGCGGCGGGCGGGUUAGCAUCCACCUGCGGCAGGGGGCGCGGCCGGUGUUCAUGCGCGCGCGUCCUCUGGCGUAUGCGCUGCGGGAACCGGUGGAGCGAGCGCUCGAGCAGCUGGUGCGAGACGGCGUCCUCACGCCGGUGGAGCGCUCCGACUGGGCCACACCCAUUGUACCCGUUCUCAAAAAGGAUGGUAAUAUUAGAAUAUGCGCUGAUUAUAAAUUAACACUGAAUAAAGUGCUAGAAGUCAACUGUUAUCCCUUGCCACGCAUAGAUGAUUUGUUAUCGCGUUUACAUGGCGGUGAACGUUUCAGUAAGAUUGAUUUAUCUCAGGCGUACGCUUAG
Molecule: messenger RNA, 1647 nt
Organism: Parnassius mnemosyne (clouded apollo)
Lineage: Eukaryota; Metazoa; Arthropoda; Insecta; Lepidoptera; Papilionidae
Source: the annotation of a GenBank genome assembly